ACAUCUACACUCACGCCAUGGCAUCACCUCCAGGACCUCUAGCUCUUCUCAUCACGCUGCUUCUGCUGCCCACAGGAUCCAAUUCUCAGCUGGAUGUGUGCGGGCAAGCUCCCCUGAACACCAAGAUAGUGGGGGGUGCGGAUGCUCCAGAAGGGGCGUGGCCAUGGCAGGCCAGCCUACAUCACACUUCAUUCGGUGGCCACUUCUGUGGAGGAUCCCUCAUCAACAGCCAAUGGGUUCUGACCGCCGCCCACUGCUUCACCAGCAUUACCGCCACAGGACUAACGGUCUACCUCGGUCGACAGACUCAGGAGGGUAACAACACCAAUGAGGUUUUGCAGACUGUUUCUCAGAUAAUCUGUCACCCUGAUUAUAACAGCGAUACCUUCGACAAUGACAUUUGUCUCCUCCGCCUCGCGUCCAACGUCACCUUCACCAACUUCAUCCGGCCCGUCUGCCUGGCUGAGGCUACCAGUUCCUUCCACAGGGACACCACCAGCUGGGUCACAGGAUGGGGCACCAUCGGGACUGGAGUGUCCCUCCCCUCACCGCAGACCCUUCAGGAAGUAGACGUGCCUGUCACAGGAAACAGGAACUGCUUCUGCAAAUACAGUGUACGGGACAUCACCAUUACUGACAACAUGAUCUGUGCUGGACUGGAUGAGGGCGGGAAAGACUCCUGUCAGGGUGAUUCAGGCGGUCCGAUGGUGAAUAAGCAGGGGGAAAGAUGGGUCCAGUCUGGUGUUGUGAGCUUCGGUAUCGGCUGCGCUGACGGUAGUUUCCCUGGAGUCUACGCACGUGUGUCCCAGUACCAGAGCUGGAUCAACACUCAGAUCACCACCAAUCAGCCGGGAUUCGUCACCUUCACCUCCAGUGGCACCGACGGUGACCUGACUGCCACCUGCUCCGGCCUACCUCCUGUCACCACGACAACCACUGCAACUACCACAACUACAGCUGCAACUGCAACUACCGCACCACCAAAGUGUGGGAGAGCUCCCCUGAACACACGCAUAGUGAACGGGGACAAUGCCACAGAAGGGGCAUGGCCAUGGCAGGCAAGCCUACAUGCAUUCGGUGGCCAUUUCUGUGGAGGAUCCCUCAUCAACAGCCAAUGGGUGCUGACCGCCGCCCACUGCUUCGAAAGGUGAAGUCACUCACACUUCUUCUGCGUACAGACUGCUCUACAG
Engraulis encrasicolus (European anchovy) is the source of this 1190-nucleotide messenger RNA. RefSeq names its product serine protease 27-like. Gene Ontology annotation, biological process: proteolysis. Gene Ontology annotation, molecular function: serine-type endopeptidase activity. Lineage: Eukaryota; Metazoa; Chordata; Actinopteri; Clupeiformes; Engraulidae. The coding region runs from base 18 to 1151 and encodes 377 amino acids. The record is from RefSeq and is a predicted model, not a curated record. The transcript is spliced from 7 exons.